AUGUCCGACGUGGAAAUGAUUCAACCUCCAUACUGGUUGACGAAUCAGGCUAUUGAAUUGAUCAGCAUGGAUGACUACCAAGUUCUUCAGAAAGAGUUCAUGGAGGCUCUCUCAGAGGAGGAAAUGAAGGACAAGCUGCCAUUCCCUCUCCACCCCAUCUUGCAGGAGGGAUGGGAGAGGAUGACGUUUUGGUUCUGUCUAGCCCUGAGUAGUCCCACGGCAUUGUUCAAGAUAUUUUACGAUCAUAUUCAACCGAGGUUCUCUAAAGCUCACGAGGAUCCAGCUUUCUGGCGAAUCACUAUGCCUUACUGGACAUUCAAUGCCUUUCAGGUUAUUAAACACAGAGUCAAGGAUAAGGAGCAAUACGAUGCCUCUUUGCAUGAAGCAUUCGAAUCUGGAAGUUCACAUGGCUAG
Molecule: messenger RNA, 414 nt
Organism: Aspergillus viridinutans
Lineage: Eukaryota; Fungi; Ascomycota; Eurotiomycetes; Eurotiales; Aspergillaceae
Exons: 1
Coding region: 1-414 (137 amino acids)
Source: RefSeq, a predicted model, not a curated record